GUCUACUUCUCGCGCAAACCACAGUGUGGGUCCAACAAUUCGAACGGAGAGACGGAAAUAUACUCACCGGUAGUUUUUUUUUAUUUCAAGUGCCAAAUAGGAAUCAAAAACGAACAAAGACAUUCCGCCCAUAAACACAAAGCCGGUGAAAUAAACGAUAACGAAAGUAAACCAAGUCAAUUAUCUCAAUUAUUCUCCUCACAAGGCGACGAUUCCUUAUGCAACUAGAGAAAACCACACAUUUUGCAUAAUUGCCAAACACCUGUAAAUAGCGAAAAUGGAAGUUGCAAAAAACGGAAAAACGGUCAAAAUAGACUCGCCACCGAAACGGCGACGUCUUCGAGUCGGGGACCCUGACUUCGCACCGCCAGAUGGGGGUUGGGGGUGGCUCAUUGUUUUUGCUUGCGGAUUCAGUAAUUUGAGCACGUUUCCAAUGUUUCAACAAUUUGGCCUCGUUUUUCGGCAAAAAUUCGCCGAUUUGGGGAUCACAAACCCGCAAACUACGACCGUUAUUAAUUUAAAUUCAGCGUUUAAUUCGUGUGUGGGUUUGUUGAAUGGUCCAAUUUAUCGGAAAUUUACGUACAGGCAGGUCGCAAUGUUCGGCUCACUUUUAGUAGCCUCGUCGCUUUUUAUCUCAACGUUGUGUCAGUCGUUUUGGACUUAUUUAAUUUUUUAUGCUAUGUGUUACGGGACCGGGAUUGGAGUCACACAGGCCGCUAAUGCUUUAGCUUUGAAUACUUAUUUCAAAAAUCGGAGAAGGAUUGCAACAGGUCUAUCGUGGAGUACUACAGCUCUGGGGCCCAUUGUCUGGCCAUACAUUAUAACAGCUCUUUUGGAAAUUUACGGAAUGGAAGGGACACUGCUGGUUUUUUCAUCUUUUGCCCUACAUGCUUUUUUGUGUUCGUUGCUUCUACAACCAGUCGAAUGGCAUACGAAAUUCCGAGAGGUCGAAAAUGGUAUUCCGGAAGCUAAACCUUUCCUGGAGCCAGAAGGAGGCAAAUUGACCAAGUCUUCAAAAUCGCGAAGUCUUCUCUCCAGUCAAUAUCUCUACAAUGAAGAUGAUCCACAUGCCACUGGUUACGAAAUUAUAGACCCUGGUACACCCAUGAUGGUCAAAGCUAACGAUGGGUGGUAUUCCCAAAACCGGUCACUGGCCGGUUCUAGGCUUUCUCUAGCCUCGAAUAAAACAAAUAAAACUAUUUCGAGGUUACCAUCGGGUCAAAAUUCAGUCGCGAUGUCAAAACGACCAUCUUACAAUAACUUAUCAAAAGCCGGGUCUAAACGAAACUCUUCGUUAAACUUAAACCAAGAAGGUAAAGAACGAAAACGCAAAAUUUCACAGUCGAAAGCUGCAAUACAAGAAGAAGAAGAACAUCACGAAAACAACACACUUCUCGCACCUGAAUAUCACGAGAAAGACGUUCUUAAAACCGCGGCCAAGAAGUUGGAAGAGUACAAGCAGGAACACGACAAAGACGAGGAAGAAGAAGAAGUACAACCGCACGAAAAAAUCUCAUUCUUUCGAAAAGUCGCCAUUUUUUUCGAUUUCGAUCUCUUCAAAGACCCCAUCUAUGUUAAUCUUAUGUUAGGCAUCACCAUUGCCAACUUUGUCGAAAUAAAUUUCUCCAUAAUCACACCAAUGGUCCUCGAAGAGUUCAAUUUUGGCAAAUACCAAAUUGCUACUUUUAUGUCACUGUUAGGAGCCACCGACAUUCUUGUCCGGUUUUUCGUACCAUUUAUAGCCGAAAUGAUCGGAUGGGAAAAUAAAACUUUUUUCCUUGUUGGAGUACUAAGUAUGGCGUUUGGUCGAAUAAUUCUGGUCCACACUCAAACAUACAUUUUUGGUUUGGUGGUCGCUGUUAUCAUAGGCGCCGGCAAAGGCCUUAGAACGAUUUUCAUGGCCUUGGUAAUACCGACACACGUACCUUUAGAACGACUUCCGGCUGCUUCUGGUCUACAAUUGGCCACAAGUGGUCUACUUUUUCUAAUCAUGGGACCCGUAGUAGGAUGGAUUAGAGACACGGUAAAAAAUUACGUCAUUACGUUACACAUACUGAAUUUAUUGACGUACACAACGGCUAUAGCAUGGACCAUUGAGAGUUACAUCAGUAGACGGAAAAAAGGCAAAAGUCACGCAAAUGGGACGAAGACGUGAGAAUAAUUGUGAUUGUAUAUAUGAAGGCUGUUUUUGUGUAUCCAAGUACUUAACAUUUGUGAAAGAAAUAGUGAAUAUUUUGACCGUUUUUAAUAAAAUUUUGUUACUACCUA
Tribolium castaneum (red flour beetle) is the source of this 2268-nucleotide messenger RNA. RefSeq lists its product as uncharacterized. The transcript has 6 exons. Gene Ontology annotation, biological process: transmembrane transport. Lineage: Eukaryota; Metazoa; Arthropoda; Insecta; Coleoptera; Tenebrionidae. Gene Ontology annotation, molecular function: monocarboxylic acid transmembrane transporter activity. Bases 278 to 2155 code for a protein of 625 amino acids. Gene Ontology annotation, cellular component: membrane. The record is from RefSeq and is a predicted model, not a curated record.